UGGUCAUAUGUGUAAUGACACAAAGACAUGAAAAGUCUUCGUGUCAAGGAAAUGCAAGUUCAAGGUAGCUCUACUGACUCAGAAAUACGUGAUAAGCAAAGUAUGUUCCUGUCAUUCAUUUCCUUUUGAAAGGAAAAGUCUCCAUGUGGUAUUAGUACAUUUUGUAAACCCAUUCUCCAUUUUCUAAUCUCUUUCUUUCUCUCCCUUUUAAAACAGGUUGAGAGCCUUCAGCAGGCAGCACAAUUCGGGUAGUUUGUGGUUCUUAUUCCAAAUGCUCUUUCAGAACCUUGCUAUUCCCCAUCAAGGGUAGAAUCUACGUCCUCCCCCCUCUUUUGAAACUUGGUGACUUUUGUGACUGCCUUGACUAAUAGAAUUCAGCAGAAGUGAAACUAUCUGACUCUGAGGCCAUAUCAUAAAAGCUGUAUACCUUCCACUUGUCUCUCUCUCUCUCAGAAUGCUCACCCUGGGAACCCAACCACCAUGCUGUGAGGAAGCCCAGGCCAUACUGGCAGGGUCUCAGGGAAAGUGAUCACGCCUGAGACCCUGAGCCCUGGGCCUUGACUGAACUCCAGCUGGCAACCAGCACUAAUUUGCCAGCCACUCUUUCAGAAAACAUCCUUGGUGGGCCUGACUGUCAUUGGAUUGAAUUGGGGCCCAUGCCCACUCCUGAACAGAACACCGUGAUCUGAAUGCUUGUCUGUCCCACCAAGUCCCAUCCUCACCAUGGCUCCUGGAGAGAAGAUCAAAGCCAAAAUCAAGAAGAAUCUGCCCGUGACAGGACCUCAGGCGCCUAACAUCAAAGAGCUAAUGCAGUGGUACUGUCUGAACACCAACACCCAUGGCUGCCGCCGCAUUGUGGUGUCGCGUGGCCGCCUCCGGCGCCUGCUCUGGAUUCUCUUCACGCUGACGGCCGUGGCCCUCAUUUUCUGGCAGUGUGCCCUCCUCAUCUCAUCCUUCUAUACCGUCUCUGUCUCCAUCAAAGUCCACUUCCAAAAGCUGGAUUUUCCUGCGGUCACCAUCUGCAACAUCAACCCUUACAAGUACAGUGCUGUGCGCCACCUCCUAGCCGACUUGGAACAGGAGACCAGAGCGGCCUUGAAGACCCUGUAUGGUUUUUCAGAGAUUACGUCUCGGAAACGCCGAGAGGCACAGUCCUGGAGUUCAGUCAGGAAGGGCACUGAUCCCAAAUUCCUCAACCUAGCCCCACUGAUGGCCUUUGAGAAGGGUGAUACGGGCAAGGCCAGGGACUUCUUCACGGGACGGAAGCGGAAAGUCAACGCAAGAAUCAUUCACAAGGCAUCAGAUGUCAUGCAUAUCCACAAUUCCAAGGAGGUGGUGGGAUUCCAGCUGUGUUCUAAUGACACAUCGGACUGUGCAGUCUACACCUUCAGCUCAGGGGUCAAUGCAAUCCAGGAAUGGUACAAGCUACACUACAUGAAUAUCAUGGCGCAGGUGUCUCAGGAGAAGAAAAUCAACAUGAGCUACUCUGCUGACGAGCUGCUGAUCACUUGCUUCUUUGAUGGGGUGUCCUGCGAUGCCAGGAACUUCACGCUUUUCCACCAUCCAAUGUAUGGGAAUUGCUACACAUUCAACAAUAGACAAAAUGAGACUAUCCUCAGCACCUCCAUGGGAGGCAGUGAGUUUGGGCUGCAGGUCAUCCUGUACAUAAAUGAAGAAGAGUACAAUCCCUUUCUGGUGUCCUCCACUGGGGCUAAGGUGAUUGUCCAUCGGCAGGACGAAUACCCCUUCGUUGAGGACGUGGGAACAGAGAUAGAGACAGCCAUGGCCACCUCCAUAGGAAUGCACCUGACGGAGUCCUUCAAGCUGAGUGAUCCCUACAGCCAGUGCACAGAGGACUGGAGUGACGUGCAGAUCACGAACAUCUACAACGCCACGUAUUCCUCCCAGAUCUGCCUUCACUCAUGCUUCCAGGCAAAGAUGGUAGAGAACUGUGGGUGUGCCCAGUACAGUCAGCCUCUACCUCAGGGAGCCGACUACUGCAACUACCAACAGCACCCCAACUGGAUGUACUGCUACUACCAGCUGCACCAGGCCUUUGUCCGGGAAGAGCUGGGCUGCCAGUCGGUCUGCAAGGAAGCCUGCAGCUUUAAGGAGUGGACACUGACCACCAGCCUGGCACAGUGGCCAUCAGAGGUCUCCGAGAAAUGGUUGCUGUCCAUUCUCACCUGGGACCAAAGCCAGCAAAUAAAGAAGAAACUCAACAAGACAGACUUGGCCAAACUCUUGAUAUUCUACAAAGACCUGAACCAGAGAUCCAUCAUGGAGAACCCUGCCAACAGUAUCGAGCAGCUUCUGUCCAACAUUGGCGGCCAGCUGGGCCUGUGGAUGAGCUGCUCCGUCGUCUGCGUCAUUGAGAUCAUCGAGGUCUUCUUCAUCGACUCCCUCUCCAUCAUUGCCCGCCAGCAGUGGCACAGAGCCAAAGGGUGGUGGGCCCGGAGACGGGCCCCCGCAUGCCCCGAGGCUCCCCGCACCCGGCAGGGCCGGGUCAACCCCGGCCUCGACAUAGACGAUGACCUGCCCACUUUCACCUCCGCCUUGAGCCUGCCUCCAGCCCCAGGGGCCCAGGUGCCCGGCACGCCACCCCCCAGAUACAACACCCUGCGCUUGGAGAGGGCCUUCUCCAGUCAGCUCACAGAUACGCAGGAGGCCGCUGAGUCCUGAGGCAGGGCAGGGAAGAAAGAUGGA
Odocoileus virginianus texanus is the source of this 2706-nucleotide messenger RNA. NCBI's taxonomy places the organism in Eukaryota, Metazoa, Chordata, Mammalia, Artiodactyla, Cervidae. The record is from RefSeq and is a predicted model, not a curated record.